Merops nubicus (carmine bee-eater) is the source of this 1437-nucleotide messenger RNA. Its product is annotated as receptor-type tyrosine-protein phosphatase F-like. NCBI's taxonomy places the organism in Eukaryota, Metazoa, Chordata, Aves, Coraciiformes, Meropidae. The record is from RefSeq and is a predicted model, not a curated record. The transcript is spliced from 5 exons. The annotation marks the transcript as partial. Gene Ontology annotation, biological process: cell-cell adhesion. Gene Ontology annotation, molecular function: protein binding.
UGCGACGUGUUGCUCCUCGAUUCUCUAUCCCUCCGAGCAACCACGAGGUGAUGCCUGGGGGGAGCGUGAACCUCACAUGCGUGGCAGUAGGUGCUCCGAUGCCCUAUGUGAAGUGGAUGGCUGGUGUGGAGGAACUGACCAAAGAGGAUGAGAUGCCCGUCGGAAGGAACGUCCUGGAACUGAAUAACAUUGUGCAGUCUGCCAACUACACCUGUGUGGCCAUCUCCUCCCUCGGCAUGAUAGAAGCCACAGCCCAGAUCACUGUUAAAGCACUGCCAAAACCUCCAACAGAGCCAUUAGUGACUGAAACGACAGCUACCAGUGUGACCCUCACCUGGGAUUCGGGCAACUCCGACCCCAUUUCAUAUUAUGUCAUCCAGUACAAGCCCAGAUCCUUGGAGGGUCAGUUCCAGGAAGUGGACGGUGUGGCAACAACCCGCUAUAGCAUAGGUGGGCUCAGCCCCUUCUCAGAGUAUGAGUUCCGGAUCAUCGCAGUCAAUAACAUUGGCAGGGGUCCCCCCAGCGAGCUGGUCGAGGCCCGGACAGGAGAGCAAGCUCCUUCAAGUCCACCCCUCAAAGUCCAGGCGCGGAUGCUGAGCGCCAGCACCAUGCUGGUCCAGUGGGAGCAGCCGGAGGAGCCAAACGGGCAGAUCCGAGGCUACCGCGUUUACUAUACCACCGACCCACACCUGCCUUUGAGCAUGUGGCAGAAACACAACACUGACGACAGCCACCUCACCACCGUGGGGAGCCUCAUCACAGGAACCACCUACAGCAUCCGCGUCCUGGCCUUCACUUCGGUGGGCGACGGACCCCCCUCGGACAUCAUCCAGGUCAAAACGCAGCAAGGGGUUCCUGCCCAGCCAGCUGACUUCCAGGCAGAAGCGGAGUCAGAUACCCGCAUCCUGUUGACAUGGCUGCCCGCCUCUCAGGAACGCAUUACUAAAUACGAGCUGCUGUACUGGGAAGGGGAAGAUGGCACUCAGCAAAAGGUGGAGUUUGACCCAACCUCCUCGUAUGCUGUGGAAGGUCUCAAGCCAGACACGCUGUAUAAGUUCCGUCUGGGUGCCCGCUCAGAGCUGGGGGUAGGAGUCUACACCCCCAUGAUCGAAGCCAGAACUGCCCAAUCCACCCCCUCCGCCCCACCCCAAGAGGUCGAGUGUGUAAGCACCAGCUCUACCACCAUCCGGGUAAGUUGGGUGCCACCGCCUGCCCAGAGCCGCAAUGGGGUCAUCACCCAGUACUCCAUUGCAUACCAAGCAGUGGAAGGAGAUGACAACACCAAGCAUGUGGUGGAUGGCAUUGGACGGGAACACUCCAGCUGGGAGAUCAAGGACCUGGAGAAAUGGACCGAGUACAAGGUGUGGGUAAGGGCUCACACUGAUGUGGGGCCAGGACCGGAGAGCAUCCCCGUGCACGUGCGCACUGACGAGGAUG